AUGCCUGCUCGAUCACAGUCACGAAUCACAACUGCUUGUAACUCCUGUCGUCAACGAAAGCAGAAGUGCAGCGGAAAUCGAGGACCCGCAAAGGGCUACAUCGAAGCCCUUGAGCGCCGUCUCCAAGAGACCGAAGGCCUCCUUCUGGGGAUCCUGCAGCAGGUUUCCGACUCUCAGCUAGCAGAAAGUAUCCCAGUCCCACAUCAUGAUCCCCCGGGGCAGCUCCGGUCCGCAAAAAGGGGCAGCGAGUACUGGAAGCUGUUCCCACUAAGAUCUGUGCAGGAGAUCCGCGCCUGGCAGGAAGAUUGUCAGCGAUCUGUGCCCGAACGGGCUUCUACUUCUACGUCUACGCCUCAGCUUGCCCAAGGUGAUUUGUCUACUCCAACAGUUGGAGACGAACCGGGCAUUGAACGAGCCAGUUUGCAGAUACAGCAGGAGAGCCCGGGACCACAGCCGAGCUUGACUACAAGUUCACGUCCACUGUCAGAAGAGAAGACAAGUCUUACAACUAUGGCUCUCAAGAAGAUCAUCGUCGUCGGCGCAGGCCCUUCAGGCCUGCUCCUUGGCCUUUUACUCUCCAAACAAGGCGUACAUGUAGAGCUCCUGGAUGCAGAAGCGAAAGUCAGUGACCAGCCACGUGCAGCGCAUUAUGCCUCGCCGGCCGCCUACGAGCUCGACCGCGCGGGAGUCCUGGAAGACGUAAAAUCCCGCGGCUUCGCCCUCAAAAACAUGGCCUGGCGCAAACCCGACGCAACUUUCGUGGCAGGCACCACGACUGAACAUCUUCCUGCAGAUUAUCCACACCGCAUGGUGGUGCUACCGCUAGACCAGCUCGGUGAACUUCUAGUAGAGCACACUCAGCGCCAGCCGACGGCUGAUCUCAAAUGGUCUCACCGUGUGGUAAAAGUUGGACAAGAAGCAGACCAUGCCUGGGUGGAUGUUGAGACCCCAAGCGGCCGGCAACGCAUGACUGCAGACUAUAUAAUCGGCUGCGACGGCGCGAGCAGUACUGUUCGCCGAGAACUCUUCGGGCCUGAAUACCCGGGCGAGACACUCAAUGCGCAAAUUAUCGCAACAAAUGUCUACUACGACUUUUCGAAAGAUUUUCCGACAGACACCAGCUUCAUCAUCCACCCAGACAACCUGUUCAUGGUCGCGCGCAUCACAAACGACGGCCUAUACCGCGUCACGUAUAAAGAUAUCCCCAACCUCUCGCGUGAAGAAUAUAUCUCUCGCCAACCGAAACGCUACGAAGAAAUCCUUCCAAGCCACCCAAAACCCCAUGAGUACAAGAUCACCAAUAUCUCUCCGUACAAACUGCAGCAGCGCUGCGCUCCUUCCUUCCGCGUGGGACGCGUGCUUCUUGCAGCUGAUGCGGCGCAUCUGUGUAACCCUUUCGGCGGCCUCGGCCUGACUGGCGGCAUCGCGGACAUCGGCAGCCUCUACGAUGCCUUGAUCGGAAUCCACAAAGGUCUCGCAGAUGAAGAAAUUCUUACCAAAUACGCCGACAUUCGGAAACAGAUCUGGAAGGAAAUCAUUGACCCGAUGUCGAGAGAGAACUUUGCGCGGCUGCAUCAGGACGCCGAGACUGCGAGGGAAAAUGAUCCGUUCUUCAGGCUUUGUGUGCAGGCCGAGACAGAUGCGGAUCUCAGUAGGGAGCUUGCCAUGGGGUAUGACAAGUUAAGGGUUGAUAUGACGCAGUUUUACAACCUAGAUGCAUAG
This is a messenger RNA of Aspergillus nidulans FGSC A4, 1722 nucleotides long. RefSeq lists its product as uncharacterized. Gene Ontology annotation, molecular function: FAD binding; flavin adenine dinucleotide binding; DNA-binding transcription factor activity, RNA polymerase II-specific. The transcript is spliced from 7 exons. Gene Ontology annotation, biological process: regulation of DNA-templated transcription; regulation of transcription by RNA polymerase II; ubiquinone biosynthetic process. Bases 1 to 1722 code for a protein of 573 amino acids. NCBI's taxonomy places the organism in Eukaryota, Fungi, Ascomycota, Eurotiomycetes, Eurotiales, Aspergillaceae. The record is from RefSeq and is a predicted model, not a curated record.